AUGCUUCAAGAGAUCACAAUUAAUACCACUUUUCAUUCUAAUUUCGAUAGCUUGAUCAAAUUCAUUGAUACAAAUUCACAGGAAAUAUUUUUUCUUGUUAUUUCGGGUGUGGAAGCAACAAGUACUACUAUUUUUCAAAAACUUCACGCUCACAAGCAGAUUGAUUCAAUAUUUAUAUUUUGUCUUGAACAACAAACUUAUGAACCACUACUUACAAAUCAACAUCAUUCUAAAAUUGUUGGUAUUUUUAAUACACAAUAUGAGUUAUGUUAUAAUAUUAGAAAGACAUUAGAUCAUGUUAGAAGACACAUUGCUGCGUUUACAUUGUUCAAUCAGAAGCAGCAAUCAAUGCGUAAUUUAACAAAUGAUUCAAUUCGAUUUUUAUGGCAUCAAUUAUUAAAGGAUACUUUAUGGAAAAUGCCCAGAACCAAUGAUUGGAAGAUAAGAAUGAUAGAAAAAUGUCGUGAUUACUAUCGGGGAAAUACGCAUGAAUUAAAACAUAUUGACGAGUUUGAGACACAAUAUCAGUCGUUAGAUGCUGUUAGAUGGUAUACUAAAGACAUGUUUGUUUAUAAACUAAUCAAUCAAGCAUUGAGAACUGAGGAUGUCGACGCAUUAUACAUAUUACGUUAUUACAUUGAAGAUCUGUGUUUAGACUUAAAGAACAAAUAUAAAGAAUUCAAAGAACUUCAAAUUCAACUAGAAAUGCCAAGUGUAACGUUGUAUCGUGGACUACGAUUAGAUCGAAAUCAAUUGUUAAAGUUAAAAGUGAAUGAAGGAAAUUUAAUGUCAACAAAUGGUUUUCUAUCGGUUACUCGCUCUCUUGACGUGGCAAAAUUUUAUGCAGGCUGGGAUGCAUGCUAUCAGUCAACAACAGACAUAACUGAACCGGUUCUGUUUAUUAUUAAUAUAGAUAUCAAUGAGAACAAAAUAAUCGUUGCCGAUAUUGCUGCUGAAAGUAUGAUGCCAGAUGAAUUAGAAGUACUGUUUGAUUUAGGUAGUAUAUUUGAGAUUAAUUCUAUCACAGAAGAUGAUGUACAAAUACCAUCGAAGUGGACUAUUGUGAUGACCGCAUCAAACGAUGGAGACAAAAUAUUAAACGAUUAUAUACUUUUCAAACGUGGAGAUAUGGAAGAGUUUGAUAUCAAUAUUUUAUUCGGUGAAUUUCUAUAUGAUAUGGGUGAAUACCAAAAAGCAGAGAAGUACUUUCAGAAUCUUCUAUCAACGGAAGAUACACCUCAACGUCGUUAUAGUCUUGGCAUGGUUCAUACUCUUAAAGGUGAAUACGAUCGGGCAGUGUAUUAUUUACAAAGCGCAUACAAUCGAUAUGAAGAAAUAUUAUUGCCGAUGGCGUCUGUACCUAAGGAUUUGCUCGACAUCGACGAAGCUCAAAAUAUGCUAUACGAAAUGGCUAGAAUUUCAGUCGCUAUUGCUAAUAUUUAUUUCAAUACGGAUAAUCCUGAUGAAGCACUGAUUAAUUAUACUAAGGCUUUGAAUGUAUAUGAAAUGGUUACAUCUAAUAGUGAUAUUCCACAGAUAGGAAUUUGUUUACAAAAUAUUGGGCUUAUUUAUGAAAAACGAGGUUCUUAUAAUGAAGCUUUAACUAAAUUCCAUCAAACAAAUGAAGUUUAUUCAAAAACAUUGCCCGACAAUCAUCCAGACAAAGCAGGUUUACUACUGAACAUUGGCAACAUACACAAAUUACAAGAUAACAAUGAUUUAGCUAUCAAAUCAUAUAUUAAUGCAUUGGAUAUGUUAAAAAAGAUUUAUCCUGCUAAACAUCUUUUAAUUACUCAAUGUAUGAACAAUAUAGGUCUUGUCCAUAUGUCAAAUCAUCAAUAUGAAGAUGCAUUAACGUGGUUCUUUCAAUGUUUAGAAAACUACAAUGAAUUCGAAUUAUCAACUACACAACAUAUAUUAUACGCGCAUAUUCAUGCCAAUAUUGCAGAAAUUUACGAGAAAAAAGACAAUAUAUGCGAUGCUAUUCGAUACUAUGAGCAAUCACUAAUUAGUUAUGAAACAACCACAAAAAAAGACUGGAUCACCAUGGAAUAUUUUCAUUCGGAUAUUCGAAAUGAAAGGGAAGAAGAAGCAUAUUCUUUAAGUGAUUUAUUUUCUAUACUAGAAACUGUCAAAGAAGUUUAUUCUAGUGAACACCCGCAAGUUGCUUCUUUUUUGCGAACAAUUGGUAAAGCGUUCUUCAGCGAUAAGAAAUACAAAGAUGCUUUAGAAUAUUACGAGCAAUCAUUGAAAAUACUCAACAAAUGUCAUUCAAUUGAACAUUUAGAUGUUGCCGAAUGCUUGAAAGAGAUUUCAUUAAUUUAUCAAAUCGAAGGCGAUUAUUCAAGAGCUUUGGAUUAUGCAAUUAAUAGUUACGAUGUUCUACGAAAAAUAUUAUCAUCUAAACAUCCUGAAAUGAAGAAGAUUUUGGAAAAUAUUAUUCAGAUUUGUAACGAUAGUGGUGAAUCUAGUAAAGCAUCGUUUUAUUCAACAAAAUUAAGACUUUCAUUUGAAAACGAGACCUCAUCAAAUGAUUUUGAUAGCAAUUGUAUGCGAAAAAAACUUUUUUACUUGGUUUACAUGCAGAAAAAAUAUCAAGAGGCUUUAAAUGUGAUUUGUUCUGAGCUAAAUGAAUUUGAAGAUGAGGAAUUAGAAAUAGCAUUGGGACAGAUUUAUCUCAAACUUGGUCAAUUUGACCAAUCUGUAUUACAUUCAAGAAAUGCUCUUAAAUUAUCAUCUAAUGAUCCAAAUAUUGCAAGAUGUUACAUUCAACUUGGUCAUGCUUACAUAUUACAACACGAUAAUACGAAUGCAUUAAUUUCUUACAAAAAUAGCUUAGAAAUUUUGAGACGUUCUACUAUAGAAGAAGAUGAAUUAGCCAAUGUCUUGACCAAUAUUGGCACAAUUUAUUUGGAUCAAGACAAUUAUAAUGAAAGUCUACUACAUUAUUCAGAAGCGUUGGAAAUCAAAAGAAAAACUGAUCCAGAAAAUAGUACUCUCAUUAGUGGUAUUAAUAGUUGCAUCGCAAAAUCGUUUUUUAAGCAGAAUAAUUAUGAUAAAGCACUUGAACAUUAUUUACAGGCGUUAGAACUACUAAAAACAUCAGAAAACAAUAUAGAAAUUGCUAAAAUACAUGAAGUUAUGGGAGUAAUUUAUCAUCAGAAACAAAAUUCAGAAGUUUCAUUGAAGCAUCUAUUAAUCGCUCUAGAACUGUAUGAAAAGCUAAAAGCGACUGAAAAUGAUUCUCAAUUAGAAAACAUUUUUGGUAUUAUUGCCAAUGUUUAUUACGACAAACAUGAUUUUCAAAUGGCUUUAUUUUAUUACAAAAAAUGUUUAAUAAUUGCCGAUAAUAAUGAUAGUUCUAAUUUAGUAUCGACACUUUAUAAUAUUAGCCAAACUUAUUUCCAAAUGAAUAAUGUCAAAUAUGGUAUAGAAUAUAUACGACGAUGCAUAGAGGAGCAAGAGACACUUGCUGGCGAUGAAAAUGAUCAAGAUCUAAUGUCUUUCAAACAAAUUUUAUCGUUUACACAGUUAUUAUAUGAUGCUCGUAAGCGAAAACAUAGACCAAAAUACAAGAGAUUGUUCCAUAAAAGACGUUAUCUACGCUGUAAGAAGAAACAUUCUUUUGCGAUGGUUCCACCAGCACUUGCUCAUCUAAUAUCAGAGUUUUACGAACAAUCUGAAACAUUUUAG
Molecule: messenger RNA, 3693 nt
Organism: Rotaria sp. Silwood2
Lineage: Eukaryota; Metazoa; Rotifera; Eurotatoria; Philodinida; Philodinidae
Source: the annotation of a GenBank genome assembly